Messenger RNA from Liolophura sinensis, 2919 nucleotides. Its product is annotated as dnaJ homolog subfamily C member 8-like. The transcript is spliced from 10 exons. The record is from RefSeq and is a predicted model, not a curated record. NCBI's taxonomy places the organism in Eukaryota, Metazoa, Mollusca, Polyplacophora, Chitonida, Chitonidae. The coding region runs from base 8 to 772 and encodes 254 amino acids. Gene Ontology annotation, cellular component: nucleus.
CGGUAAAAUGGCGGCGUCAGAGGAAAGUGCAACUUCUGAAAGUUCCAAACCAGAAACGGAUACAAAUGAAACAUUUAAUGAAUUUUAUUCGGAGGUGAAAGAGAUUGAGAAGAGAGACUCGGUGCUCACUUCUAGCCAGCAGAUAAACCGUUUAACGAGACCCGGAGCCACAUAUUUUAACCUGAACCCAUUUGAUGUAUUACAACUUGACCCAGAAUUGCCUUUUGCUGAUAUAAAGAAAAGAUAUAGACAGAUGUCAAUAUUGGUUCAUCCUGACAAGAACCCAGAUGAUCUUGAACGUGCACAGAAGUCAUUUGAAGCUGUAAAUAAAGCAUACAAAACCUUGGAGAAUGAAGAGGGAUAUAGAAGAUGUAAAGAAAUCAUAGAGGAAGCCAAGUCUAGGACAGAUGAAAUGAUGAAACAGAAAAAGAAACAACUGAAAAAGGAAGGAAAGCCAGUAGAUGUUCCAGAAGACCUUCUGGAAAAGUAUCAACAUGCUGUGUAUGUUCAAACGUGUAAACUUUUUGCUGACUUGGAAAGAAUGAGACAGGAACGGGAAACAAAAGAAAUGCAUGAAAGAAAAAGAAAAGCAGAGGAAGAAAUUGUAGAAGAAGAAGGUAAAAAACUUAAUGCUGAAUGGAAAAAAAAUUAUGAGGAGAGUCGUGCUGGCCGAGUUGACAGCUGGAGAAGUUGGAAAUCUGCAGGGAAAAAAUCAAAGAAAUCAUUCAAACCUCCAAAACAUAAAGCAGAAUCAAGACUUGGAGGUGAAUGAUGAACAAUCACCACAGCAGCAACAAAUUCAUUUCUUUAUCAUGCUGUCUUAUGGCUAACAUUAUUCAACAAGGGGAAACAACCAUUACUGGAAGCUAGCCACUCCAACCACAUAAGUCUUCAACAGGGUGUACAUGUGUAUCUUAAAGUGACUUCAUUGUUGAUGAAAUUUGUGAGCUAUUGUUUUAUUUUCGUGUUGUUACAGUGUACACCAGUUUCCGACUGGCUCUGAGUGUGGUAAGGUUACAUAUAUACAUCAUCAUUGUACAUACACCAUUUUCAUGGUUGUAAGCUAUUGGUAAAAAGUAAUACCAAAGUUUUCUGUUUUCUUUCACUGUAGUAGCUAUUCAUUUUUGACUGUUAAUGAUGUUUUCUGAUGAAGAGUAGCUUCCCUUGAUGUAACAGUGAAACUCUGCAGUUGGUAACUUUUGUUCACAUUUGUGGCAAGAAAAGUAACUUUGAGCUUCUCAUUGGUAUGAGCAGCAGGUUAUUUAGAUCAUGUUUUCAGUGGAAGUGGUAUCUGAAAGUCAUUUUUCUUUACAUGCACAGAUAUGCGUGCAUUUGGCCAGUAACAAACGACACUCCCUGUUGUUUGAGAUGAGCAAUUCUUUACAACCUUACUUCAGUUCAAAAGGCAAUGUCUGGUUCAUGAAUUAUUUUUGGAGUCUUAUGUCUUUAAAUCUAAUGGAGGAACUGAUGUUAACAGAACUGCUUUGUCACAUGCAGUGCUAACUGAGGGGGGAAAUUUGCCAAAGUUUUGAACAUUUCUGUACUAAUGGCUGGCUGUGUUAAAAACAGCCUGUAUGUCCCAGGUUGUGGCUUUUUCAUAUCAAAAGGAAGUCGGCUUUAGUCCAUUACCAUUACAGACAGCUGAUCUGAACACAAUUUACUUUGGUUAUGGUGCUGUGAAUUUUGACAGCGGGAACAGUGAAUGAUAUGGCCACUUUAAUCCUGUCUCCAAUUUUCGUUGAGCAUUUUUCACCAUUGACUGCAAAUUAUAUUUGAUCAGAGCUCAUUUUCUUGGUACGCAAUUUAUAUAAAUACUUGAAUGCUGUCAAAAUGUCAAAUAUUGAAAUGUGCUAGUUAAUAUUUGCUAACCUCUGAUACACUAGUGCUUGUCAGUGUUUUUUCUUCCAGAUACCCAGUUCUCUCCCUUGUUAGUAGUAUUGUUGAUAGCCUCUCCUUGUGGUACAGGAAUGUUCAUAGAUCUAGACUAAGGCUGAUUUCACAAAGCCAUUUCUUACUUAGCUCAGAAUUUAAAACUAAAUUUAAAAUAAUUCUUCAAAAUAAUGAGGUUUUAGUUCUUUAAUUUGAAAUUUUGACUUAUUUGUCUUGAAAUGAAACUUAGGAGUUCAAAAUUUUGGUUUCUAGUGCUCAAACAUAAGCUGUUAAGCUGUGUUUCAAAUGUUGAUGUAAGUUGUAAGUGGCUUUGUGGAAAAACCCAGGUGUGAUUUCAAGGAUGUGUAAUAAUCUACACAAAGCUGACUGAUGGUCGGAUUAUACCCACUGAAACAGUUGACGUUCCUCACCUAUUAUUUUUGCUCUGUUUUGUUUGUACCUGUAGAUAUGUGACUGAUUUAUUAUUUCCUUCAUUGCUGGAUACUUUUUUUUUCAUGUUAUGAAGUUGAGAAAGUCAUCAGUUUUGAUGGUAGAUUAAAAUACAUGUAUACUGACCUGUCCAAACCAUUCCUGAUCAUUAUGAAAGAAGUCAUUGUCAUAGAAAUAUUGUUUUACUCACAUGUUGUGAAAAAAAAAUUUUUUUUUUAAAUGUCAUCAGUAAAAAAUACAACUUACUAUUUCUGUAAAUGUGCAGUUUAUUUGCCAUGAAAUUUGUAGUGUCUACAGUUUACAAGUGUGUGAAAUAGUUUGACACUGACGUACUCAAACUGACAUGUAAGUUGUACAUAAAUGACUGAACUAUGACAGUGAUAGGCUCUAAGGGUACACUAGCACCGGCACAAGCUAAAUUGAAACUUGUUCACAUGUUGAUCCAGUUUACAUGUGUUCAUUUUUUAGCACAGCCCUUCGAUUAUGAUUAUUCUGUAGUGAUACAUGUACAGUAAAAUGUUGACCUGUUGGUGAAUACCCACAUUGCUUUGAACCAUCAUCAGUCAUUCACCUGUACAGGUGUCAUUGAGGUUGGAUUGG